Molecule: messenger RNA, 1260 nt
Organism: Arachis ipaensis
Lineage: Eukaryota; Viridiplantae; Streptophyta; Magnoliopsida; Fabales; Fabaceae
Source: RefSeq, a predicted model, not a curated record
UUUGUAAUAUUCAAAGAUAUAAAUGUCUCUGUAAUUUGACUAAUUUCUCCAAAGCAACCACCGGAGCGAAGACUCGUCCCUGAACCCUAAUUCGCCGCACGCUCCACCGCCAUCAACUUCUCCGACGACAUGGCCAGACGCAACGACAGACUUCCUCCACCGGAAAAUCCAAACACCGAUUACCGGUUAAAGCGGAGAAGACCUCAUCGUUCGGGACCAUCAGAUGCUCACUUUAAACGGCGCCGGUUGGCGCCGAAGUCGGAUACUUCGACCGGAACCCACAAAUCUCACCGGUUGAACCGGUUUCAAGCCUUUAGUUCUUCGUCCCAAAAUCGUAGAAAGAAGAGAAGAGUUGGAAAAUCCGGCGGCAGCAGCAGCCGCGGAGCGUGUUCCCGAAGAUGGAUUUUUUCUUCUGCAGAUUGUUCCAACUUCAAUGAUAAGGUUACUAUAGUUUCAUACAACAUACUCGGUGUUGAAAAUGCGUCAAAGCAUCUGGAUUUAUAUGCGAAUACUCCACGUAGUUUCUUGGAGUGGGAGAGGCGGAAAAGGCUCAUAUUUGAAGAGAUCAAUACCUACAAUGCAAGCGUGUUGUGUUUCCAGGUAUUUUGAUAAUCCUUCCCUGAUAUAUUUUAUAUAUGUAUAACAUAGCACAACUAAUAAGCUUCUUGUAACUUGUGGACAUUUUACAUUUAGGAUAUACUUUUGAGCUUUGAAAGGCACUUGUUUAGCAUAUGUAUUCUUUUUAUUAGCUACAACUAUUGGUUAAAUGUAACAAAUAUUGAAUAAAUGACCAUUUGUACCCAUGAAAGAUGAUAACGCUGACAUAUGUACCCAUGAUAGAUCGAAACUGAUCUUGUACCCACGAGAGUUGCCCUCCGUGUGACAAAAAUACCCUGUUUUGGUUAAGUGCUUACUUCGUUAUUAUCCGAACCUACGUGGCACCCCAACCCUCCAAAACCCUAUCCCUCUUCAAUUCCAUUUCUAAUUUCAACCACCUAUUCCUCUUUCAUGACGGCAGCUUCCUCCUCCUCUGCCGCCACUGCUGCUCUUCCGUUACUUGGCACUAUCGCUUCAUCCCCGCGCUUUCCUUCCCAAAUCCCAACUCUCCCUCUUUUCCAAACCCCCUUCAUCAAACAGUGAGAAGCUCCAAACAAUCACAAAACAUCUAUGGGGAUGGGAAAUACCAUGCCAUGCCUCCAUCAAAAACAAGCUUUGGAAUUACUUGGCACUUUUGUCCAGAGAAAAAAAAAAAAGCACAAA